AUGAAGUCUGCUGCUAUCGUCGCCUUUGCCGCCGCCGCCAUGGUGGCUCCUGCUCUGCUCAGGACGCUGCUUCUCUUGCUGCUCUCCUCCCCAGCUGCGCUCGCCAUUCCCGCCACUGGUUGCACUGCCACUGAUGUUUCCUGCCUUUGCAGCAGCUCGAGCUUCGUCUCUUCUAUCGCUACUUGCACCAAGGGUGCCUGCUCAGCUGAGGACCAGGCCAAGACUGCCGCUGCUACUGCCCAGAUCUGCCCCAACCUUGCUGGAGCUGCUUCUGCCGCUGGUGCUUCGGUUUCCGCCGCCGGCACUUCGGUCUCUUCUUCCUCUGCAGUCUCAAGCGCAUCCAUGAUGGCUUCUUCCUCUGUUGCCUCGGUCAUCUCGAGCGCAGUCUCUUCUGUCAAGGCCUCGCCUGUUGCUCCCAUUGCCACUGCCAGCCAAGCCCCCACUGUCAACCUCACCACCAACGGCACCGUUCCUUCCGCCACUUCUUCGAAGCCUGCCUCGUACACUGGUGCUGCCUCGUCCAUCAGCGCUGGUCUUGGUCUUCUUGCCAUCAUGGGUUUCGCUGCUCUCUGA
Molecule: messenger RNA, 573 nt
Organism: Aureobasidium musti
Lineage: Eukaryota; Fungi; Ascomycota; Dothideomycetes; Dothideales; Saccotheciaceae
Source: the annotation of a GenBank genome assembly